Molecule: messenger RNA, 2031 nt
Organism: Lottia gigantea (owl limpet)
Lineage: Eukaryota; Metazoa; Mollusca; Gastropoda; Lottiidae
Exons: 1
Coding region: 1-2031 (676 amino acids)
Molecular function (GO): protein binding
Source: RefSeq, a predicted model, not a curated record
AUGGCCUACCAGUACUUUAUGAUGUAUUUUGGUGUAGCCUUCAUUCUCUUUGGAAUCUCCACUGCAGCAUACACAAGCAUCCAUCAACAUUGUCCAACAAAUUGUAUUUGUGAUAUCAAAAGCUUUUCAAUAGGCUGUACCGGUACAUAUAAUUCCGAAAUUCAAGCUCCAUCUGAACACCUGCAUACUUAUUUUGAAGUACACCGUGUGAACAAAUUCAGCCUCCAUCGAAGCAUUUCAGAUUUAAAUGUCUUAAAGAAUUUGCCUGCAGGUGGAGUGCAGAUUCUGAAUGUCUCUGAUAAUUCAUUACAUGAAAUAACUUUCGGCCAUGUUGUAAAUUUUGACAAUGUUGUCAGCCUGGAUUUGUCGCGUAACUUAAUCGAUUCCAUUGAAGCUAGUGCCUUUUAUUUCAUUAGUGAUAAACUGCAAGCCUUAAAUAUAAGUUUCAACUUGCUCAAUACCAUUCCAGUAGAUGCUUUCAAGAAUCUUGAAAGUUUACGUUCGUUAAUUUUGCGAAACAAUCGUCUAGAGUCAUUACCAACGACCAUUUUCCAUGAUCUCAACAAUUUGGAAACGUUGGAUUUGAGUUUCAAUAAACUUUCUUUUCUAUCAUCCAAUCAUUUUGAAGUUUUGUCCAAUUUACAGACAUUAUAUCUAAAUAACAAUAUGUUCCGUACAUUCCAUGCAGACGUUAUUCCGAGUCUUUCUUUGAUUCCAUCCAUAGAUGUGUCUUUUAAUCCAUUUGAAUGUUCCUGUGCCGUUCAUCCAUUGGUCAAUAUGAUAAAGGAUUCCUCUGCUAAUCUAAUUAGUGCAGACGACACAGCAUGCAUUUCACCAGACUAUUAUCAAGGGAGGUUACUCCAAGAUGUAGACAUUGAAAAUCUGAAUUGCAGUCAUCCAGUCAUUGUGGGCAUAUCUUCUGAUCAAACAGUGCUACAUUUUACAGAUUUGAUGUUGUCAUGUGACGUUACGGGCUACCCCAACCCGUCUGUUGUAUGGUUCACGCCCUGGGGUACAGUGUUCUCUCAUCAUACGUCACAUCAUUUAAUAGGGGAUCACGCAGUACAUCAUAGCGUCACGUAUUCAUACCUUGGUCAAAAACUUUUCGUCACUACAACAGUCAGUGCUUUGGCAAAUGGUUCCCUCCAUAUUGAUAAAUUCCGGGGAUUUUUCUCUGGAAAUUAUAAGUGCUUAGCUUUUACACCCGUUGGAAAUGUGUCUGCUUCGACAUCUGUGCAAAUUUAUUCAGCUUUCCAAAAAGUGUACAUAGAAAGCUUAAUAUGGGGUGGAAUUACAGCUGCUGGUUUUCUGGUAUUUGGUAUAAUUGUGGCUAUUGUGAUUACAACCAUCAGACGUCUGUGUUGUCCAAACUUCUUCAUGGUGGAAGAAAAGCAAAAAAUCCCUGAAAUUAUCAUUGUGCCUGCGAGCGAAUGUUCGUCUGUAUGUCUUUCAGAUAAGGAGGAUGAUUUCGACCAUCCACCAGAAGCUGUUUUAACUAACCCAGUGACUGACUCUUCUUCAGUGGAGUCUGAAAAGCUCUAUUCACCACCAGAAAGUCCACCUCAGGGAUGGCUCUCGUCCAAUAUGAUAGAAUCCAUUGGAGAAGUGAAGAGUAAACUUCGGUAUGGCAUGGGAAGGAAGAUAGAGACUGUCAGAUCUCACACGAAGGCCAUCAAAGACAGUGGUGUCAAGAAAUACGAAACGGUUCGCUCCACCGUGAAAACUAUGAAGGAUACGGGAGAGAAAAGAAUGGAGAGAAAGAUUGAGACUAUUCGUACCAACGUCAGGUCUUUCAAAGACAGUGGUACCGUUUACAUGCAGAGUAUUAAAGACACCAGUAGUCACGCAGCUCAUAAAGUUCGGGCUGGUGUUGUCAUGUCGGUUGAAACUAUGAAAUAUACUGUCCAAUCAAUGAAAGAAUUGUGCGGUACGGGAGAAAUGGGUGGCGGCACCAUUUCGAUGGUAUCCAUGGAAACAGAUAUUGACUCUAAUGAAUCGAAGGAAGUAUUACGCUCAGUUACUUAUGUUUGA